Brassica rapa (field mustard) is the source of this 438-nucleotide messenger RNA. RefSeq lists its product as uncharacterized. The record is from RefSeq and is a predicted model, not a curated record. Lineage: Eukaryota; Viridiplantae; Streptophyta; Magnoliopsida; Brassicales; Brassicaceae.
AUGGUAACAAGAGAUAGGCUUAUUGGAUGGGGUCUCACGGUUCCUUCCAAUUGCGUUCUCUGCUCAGGGCAUGAUGAGAGUCGACAGCACUUAUUCUUCGACUGCUAUUAUAGUUCUCAGGUCUGGACUUUCUUCCUAUCUCGACUGCAUCUCACUCCGCCUCAAGGCUUUGAGGAUGUGUUGCGCUGGCUGUUAGCUCCGUCGCGUGAUAAGAACAUGGUUUUGAUAGUAAGACAACUUCAUCAAGCAACUUUGUAUCUAGUUUGGAAGGAAAGGAAUAGCAGAGUACAUACCUCGGUGGAGAAGCCCACAUGGGUUAUUAUUGCAGAGAUUCAACAGAUUCUGAGACUCAGAUUGGAUCCGGUGGCUCGUAGACAGACACUCUUGCCAGGCCAACCUUCUGUCUUGGCGACUUGGUUGUCUUUUUUUGCACUUUAG